Molecule: messenger RNA, 1195 nt
Organism: Gossypium raimondii (Peruvian cotton)
Lineage: Eukaryota; Viridiplantae; Streptophyta; Magnoliopsida; Malvales; Malvaceae
Product: protein COP1 SUPPRESSOR 2
Exons: 6
Coding region: 104-919 (271 amino acids)
Biological process (GO): mRNA splicing, via spliceosome
Cellular component (GO): spliceosomal complex
Source: RefSeq, a predicted model, not a curated record
UUCCCCUGCCUGCCUGGGCUGGGUGGCGGUGGUAAGUGGUGAAAGGAGAGAAAAAGGUAAUUUAAAACUCUAAUCGGAGAAGGAAGUCGUUAAGAGAAUUGAAAUGCUGAAGAAGAAUAACAAGAAUUUUAGGAAAAGAAGCAUCCAAGAAGACGAAGGAGAUGACCCCGCCUCCAAAUCGGAUGAUGAAGAAGACAGACGGUUGGCGUUAGAGGAAGUGAAAUUCCUGCAGAAACAGAGGGAGAGGAAAUCAGGAAUACCUGCAAUUCCUUCGGUGCAAACAGGAGGCAUCGUCGCCAAAGUUACUGAAAAGGCCGAAGCUGAUGGAGAAAAGGAGGAGCUUGUUCUUCAAGACACCUUCGCCCAAGAAACCGCCGUCCUAGUUGAGGAUCCAAACAUGAUAAAUUAUGUAGAGCAAGAAUUGGCGAAGAAAAGGGGAAGGAACAUGGAUCUGAAAAAUGAAGUUGAGAAUGAUUUAACACGAGCUGAAGAUGAAUUGUAUAAAAUUCCUGAGCAUCUUAAAGUGAAAAAACGGAAUUCCGAAGAAAGUUCUACUCAAUGGACUACCGGGAUUGCCGAAGUUCAGCUCCCUAUUGAAUACAAGUUAAGAAAUAUAGAGGAAACAGAGGCCGCUAAAAAGCUACUACAGGAAAAACGGCUCAUGGGACGGGCAAAAUCAGAAGUUAGCAUCCCUUCAAGUUACAGUGCUGAUUACUUCCAGCGAGGCAGGGAUUACGCUGAAAAACUUAGAAGAGAACAUCCUGAGCUGUACAAGGACCGAGGUUCACAGGAUGACAAUGCUGGCUCCAAGCCAACUGACGCAAGCAAUGAUGCUGCAGGAAGUAGGCAAGCUGCAACAGAUCAGUUUAUGCUAGAGCGCUUCCGAAAGCGAGAACGCCAACGAGUAAUGCGGAGAUAACACAGUUACAAGAGCAGCAUAUCAAAUUGGGCUUUCAAGCAUCAUGUCCUAUGAUUGGCUGCAAUGCUACUUGUGCACCAAAAUGUCCACUUGGCAACAAUUGGUCAAGUUACUUUAGAAACUGUUGUUGUGACUGUUGUACUAUCGUAAAUUUUCAUGAUCACUGAGAUGGAGUUCUGUUACACUUAAAUACCAGAAACCAAGUAGUAGAAACAUAUUUAGAUGCUUUUUGAAAUUUUUCCCCAACAUAUAAAGACUAUCAAUCUUUACAAGCAA